AUGCCUCCCUCGCUGUCAGUCAUAGGCGUUUUCGAGCGCGUCUUCCAAGAGUUCGUGAAGAUGAGGCCAAUGCUACCCACGUAUCUGCACUUGAUAGCUUCAGCCAUCUUCCCAAUUUACACUGCGGCUCAUGCUUCUCUUCGCAGACCGGUAUCUGCCGCCCCGGUGUCAAAGAAGAGAACCACCAGGAGAACUCGGGUAGAGGAAGACGAUGGUGAAGAGGAGGCGUCUUCGCCGAUCGAAGCGUUAACCACAUCAGACGCCAUCAUGUUUCCGAUCCUCGCUGGAGCUAUGCUGACGAUUCUUUACUUCAUCAUCAAAUGGCUUGAAGAUCCUGCUCUUCUCAACAAGAUUCUUGGCUAUUACUUUAGCUGGGGGAUACUACACGAAGCUGAUACUGAGCGCAACGCAUUCCAUACACGAGGGACACCAGACGCUUCGGCAGAGAAAGCGAACACGAACACAUUGAAGGCUGCCUUCGUUGACUAUAUACUCCUCCCCAUAAGUUCGGCGAAGAUCUACUGGAGAGCACGUCAAUUUCUCCACGACAAAACCACAUGUGUCGCAACCACUCGAAAACCUCUGUCAUCGGGAAGCGCCACAUUCAGAAUCGACAGACUUGAUAUCCUAGCUGCAGCUGCCUCCGCCACAAUCGCAUUACUCACCUUGACACUCAAAAGAACACCAUGGUACCUGACAAACCUUUCUGGCUUCUCCUUCUGCUACGGCACAUUGCAGAUCAUGACACCCGGUACAUCAGCGACUGGGUCACUCCUCCUAUCGCUCCUCUUCUUCUACGAUAUCUACAUGGUCUUCUUCACCCCUAUGAUGGUCACCGUCGCUACGAAACUCGAUGUACCGAUCAAGUUACUUUUCCCACGGCCAGCCGACACAUUCUGUCCAAAACCAAUCGACGCCCUGCCAGGUAGCCAAGAGAUGGAAGAGUACCUCAAAUGUCUGAGUAAGCAGAGGACAAUGGCGAUGUUGGGUCUAGGAGACAUUGUAGUGCCAGGCAUUUUGAUCGCGUUCGCUCUGAGGUUUGAUCUGUACAAUUACUACCUGAAGCUCGUCAACAAAAACAAUCAGAAGAUAGAGAACAUUGAAUCUGAAGAGAAGAACAAUGACAAGAAAGAUGCGCGUCCACUCUAUCAACCAGCUCGAGGAAUGUGGGCUGAGCGAUUCUACACAGCUCGUGGCCUUUGGUCGUCAGCACUCCAAGCAAGGUCGUUCCCGAAACCAUACUUUAAAGCUACCAUGGCUGGCUAUACUGCUGGUCUCAUUGCUACUCUGCUCGUGAUGCAGGUAUACAAGCAUGCUCAACCAGCUUUGUUGUACCUUGUGCCUGGAGUUCUCGCUGGCUUCUGGGGUAUGGCUUUGUGGCGAAGAGAGGUGAAGUUGCUUUGGCAAUAUGACGAGACGGAGGACGAGCAAAAGAAGAAGGAGAAGCAGAGCGAGUCGACAAGCGAAACUGUUAAGAAGGAUGGCAAGAGCGAAAAAGACGUGGCUGCGCGGGAAGAGGACGAAGAGAAGGACGACGCCAGAUCGAGAAGUGACGCUCCUCAACCAGCAUUCUCUUUUGACGUGUACAUGGCUCCAAGAGAAUCGAAAGCACUAGUGGAGAAGGAGGAUUAG
Molecule: messenger RNA, 1632 nt
Organism: Lithohypha guttulata
Lineage: Eukaryota; Fungi; Ascomycota; Eurotiomycetes; Chaetothyriales; Trichomeriaceae
Exons: 2
Coding region: 1-1632 (543 amino acids)
Biological process (GO): membrane protein proteolysis
Cellular component (GO): cytoplasmic side of endoplasmic reticulum membrane; membrane; lumenal side of endoplasmic reticulum membrane
Molecular function (GO): aspartic endopeptidase activity, intramembrane cleaving
Source: RefSeq, a predicted model, not a curated record